AUGAUGGGAGCUAACGCUUCUGCGCGGGCAUCGUCGUGCUGCACGUCCUCAGCUGCCACAAGCACAACUCAAGCGGGCGCCACGCGUGCUAUGCUCCCUGGUGGUGGACUUCUCAUGCAAACCCAGCUUGUUCGUACCCGCGUGAGAGGACUGGCCAGCACUAGUCAGCCAGCCGAACAGGCUGCAAGUGCUCGAUGCAAUGCCAAUGACGAGCGUCAAGAUUCCGACGCUGACGACGAGGAGGAGGAAGGGGACCGCGAAGGCGGCGGCGGCGGGGGCUGGAGCGGGAGCGGAGGCGACGACGACUGCGACAGCCAGUCGUCGCAGAGCGACGGCGUGAUGGACGAGUUUACACUUGUGAAAUUAGUGGAUGUUCGGAAGGAAGUGCAGUGCCCUAUAUGCCUAGGAAUUAUUCGGAAGACAAGGACAGUCAUGGAGUGUUUGCACCGGUUUUGUAGGGACUGCAUAGAUAAAUCGAUGCGGCUUGGAAAUAAUGAAUGCCCAGCGUGCCGCACUCAUUGUGCAAGUAGACGUUCCUUGAGGGAUGAUCCUAACUAUGAUGCUUUAAUUCUAGCUUUAUAUCCAGACAUUGAUAAGUAUGAGGAAGAGGAACUUGCAUUCAGUGAAGAGGAAAGGACCUGUAACAAAAGGAUUCAAGAAUCCAUUGCUGAGACAUUUCGGAGGCAAACUGAAGCACUUGUGAAGAAGCGCUCCACUGUAAAAGCAACAGACGCAGCUUCUACAAGGAAGACUCGACGGAAUAUGCGACCAAGGAGGAGAGGGCGAAUUAGUUCUCCUGAUAUUGCCCCAACUGAUUUUGAUGAUGAGGAUAGAGAAGAAAAUGGUGAUGCUGGAAGCAAGGAGUCAUCUUCUGUUGAUGAUCACUCCCCAGAUGUAAGGCCAAAAAGAGCUCGGAGGUGGCCAAUGCCACGUCAUUCCCCUGCUAAGACCAUUGGCAAUACCGACAAUAGCAUUGAGGAUAAUGAUGACUCAGGAGAUGCUAGAGACUUUGUGACUGCUUCUCCGCUGCGGGGAGAGAUGCUUGCAUGGGGGAAAAAUGGCACCCGCAGCCAAACUCGGCAUGGCAACACCAGUGGCUCCAGUGGAAGGAUGGGCAAGGGUGGCCGUGUUGCCAAGUUGGUGGAUCAGCUCCGUAGUGCUGAUGACUUCGAUAGUAAGUUGAACCUGUAUCUUGUCCUACUUCCACUUGAUGGGCAAAGUGUGCCUAAACUGGAAAAGCCCUACCUCAGUUGCCUGCCAACACUAUCUGUUCAGCAUCUCUGCCAGUUGUCUCGGCAACCCAAAGAAGUCGAGAUAUAUAUCAGGAAAAACAUGGAUGCAUGCUUGUCAACCAAUGACAGUAGUAAAUACGAGACAAAGCCAGAUCAGUCUAAUGGUUUAGAGAGAUUGUGGGAAGAGAAGUCUCUUUUGGAUCUCUACCCUUCCUUCGCCACCCGUCAAGGAGUUCUGGUAUUCUCAAUCCCCAAAUGA
This is a messenger RNA of Miscanthus lutarioriparius, 1491 nucleotides long. Lineage: Eukaryota; Viridiplantae; Streptophyta; Magnoliopsida; Poales; Poaceae. The record is from the annotation of a GenBank genome assembly.